GCGCUCUGUAUAUCGUCUCUCCAGAGAGAGAUAACGACUGUCCAUGGACUGAAGGACAACUGAAAGGUUUUCACCUACUACAACAUCAUAAUAAGCUUUCUUCUACAAGAGAUCGUGGACAUUGAUGUUCUCCAUCUCUUGCGGCCUUUACAUGAGGAAUCCUUCUACCUUGCUCAUCGAAAAUGGCAACUACGGCGGACCAAACACAUGUUGAUUUGGAGGACGGUUGUGCCGAUAUUGGACGACACCGGCAUUCCGCUCCUUUGAGCGACGGAGGAGCCGAGAAUCACACCUCUGCUUCCUCCGAUGCUGAUGAAAGAUCCUGGCAUUCGGCGGUCGACUCUGCUGCUGGUCGGUGCUCUAGUCUCUCUGCAAUUGAGAUUGUCGAUUUAUCUCACAAGAGGAGGGAUUCAUCUGCUUCCGAUCGCUCGGUUGAGGUAGAUCUGGAAGCUGGUGUACCUGAGAGAAAAGUACAUUUGGUGAAAUCUGAUAGGGAUUGUAGGAUUUGUCAUUUGAGUUUCGAUGCAACGAAUCAGGAAUCUGGUUACUCUAUUGAGUUGGGGUGUUCUUGUAAAGGUGAUUUGGCUGCUGCACAUAAACAAUGUGCUGAAGCUUGGUUCAAGAUUAGAGGCAACAAGGUAUGUGAGAUCUGCGGAUCAGUGGCCUGUAAUGUAAUGGGAGGGAAUGAAGCAGAAAUGGAACAGUGGAGCGAAGGAACAGAUACUUCAACGGUGGUGGCUGAGGCUGUAAUGAUGCCACCGCCAACAAUUGAGAGGAGAAACUUCUGGCAAGGUCAUCGAUUCCUUAACUUCUUGCUCGCUUGUAUGGUUUUUGCUUUUGUCAUAUCAUGGCUCUUCCACUUCAAUGUUCCUUCAUGAUUGUUAUUUUUUUCAGAAAAAAGAAAGAAGUUAUUGAAGUUUGUAUUAUUAGUACUGAAGUACGUUGCUGUGACGACGACUUCUAAUAAUACAAACAAUGUGUAUAUUAUCAAAUAGUUUGACACGAGACCAUAAUGUUGUUGUGUUCUGAUUAUAAUUAUGUCAAAACCUUUUCCCAUUCAUAAAUAUUGUCUAUUGAGACUUGAGAGUGCAUAGGGUUUAAAUAUUGUCUA
Molecule: messenger RNA, 1111 nt
Organism: Impatiens glandulifera
Lineage: Eukaryota; Viridiplantae; Streptophyta; Magnoliopsida; Ericales; Balsaminaceae
Exons: 2
Coding region: 183-878 (231 amino acids)
Molecular function (GO): zinc ion binding
Source: RefSeq, a predicted model, not a curated record